Messenger RNA from Colossoma macropomum (tambaqui), 784 nucleotides. Its product is annotated as troponin C, skeletal muscle. Bases 267 to 752 code for a protein of 161 amino acids. The record is from RefSeq and is a predicted model, not a curated record. The transcript has 6 exons. Gene Ontology annotation, cellular component: myosin II complex. Gene Ontology annotation, molecular function: calcium ion binding. NCBI's taxonomy places the organism in Eukaryota, Metazoa, Chordata, Actinopteri, Characiformes, Serrasalmidae.
UCAAGGGAGGUAAUGUAUUAAAAUGGGAUGCUAGCGAGGGGUGGUAUCUUUGAUGCAACUAGUGCUGGCAUUGGUCAGUACAUCCCCAGACUAGAAGUUCUAACCCAAUCCUGAACUUUUUCAGAAAAAGAUAGACUUAACGAGGGGAUACUUAUUGGAGGAGCGUGCAGCCCCUCUCUUAUCCGGACACUUGUGGGACACAAAGAUCCUGAUCUUUUGUCUUGUUCCUUUCAAGCACACUGUGAUCACUCUGACCGGCCUUCAAUAUGCCUACCGAUGCCCAGAUUGAUGCCCGCUCCUUCCUGAGUGAGGAGAUGAUUGCUGAGUUCAAGGCCGCCUUCGACAUGUUCGACACUGAUGGUGGUGGUGACAUCAGCACCAAGGAGUUGGGCACUGUGAUGAGGAUGCUGGGCCAGAAUCCAAGCAGAGAGGAGCUGGACGCCAUCAUUGAAGAGGUUGAUGAAGAUGGCAGCGGCACCAUUGACUUUGAGGAGUUCUUGGUCAUGAUGGUGCAGCAGCUAAAGGAGGAUCAGGCUGGCAAGAGUGAGGAUGAGCUGUCUGAAUGCUUCCGCAUCUUUGACAAGAAUGGAGAUGGCUUCAUUGACCGAGAGGAGUUUGGUGACAUCUUGCGCUCCACUGGCGAGCCAAUAACGGAGGAGGAGAUAGACGAGCUCAUGAUAGACGGAGACACCAACAAAGACGGCAAAAUCGACUUUGACGAGUUUCUGAAAAUGAUGGAGAACGUACAGUAAAGAUGCUACAUUCCACCCUUUCAUCACCCAAA